Molecule: messenger RNA, 615 nt
Organism: Aspergillus uvarum CBS 121591
Lineage: Eukaryota; Fungi; Ascomycota; Eurotiomycetes; Eurotiales; Aspergillaceae
Exons: 1
Coding region: 1-615 (204 amino acids)
Source: RefSeq, a predicted model, not a curated record
AUGCAAAUCUCGAUGGACGUAGCCAAUUCCAAGCAUGCCCACGAGGAGAGCCUUGAGAAACUCCUCGAAGCCUACUCGAAGGUAACCUCGCGGUAUAUGGACGCCGGCAAAGCCCAAGGCGUGCCCGUCCUCCAGGAGCAAAUCCAGGGGACCCUGGACCUAUUGCGAUUCGCGUCCCGGCAUCUCCUCGGGCUCUCUUCUGAGCUGGAUACGCUGCUUCCGCGCCGUGAGGAUCCGUCUCCCCCCGAGGCGGAUGCUCGGCCUGCCCGCCAGGAGAAUCUGUCUCCCUCUCCCCUCGAGGCGGGUUCUCGGCCUUCCCGCCGCUUGAAUCUGUCUCCCGACCAGUGCGAGGAACUGUCAAGGUUGGCUCGUGAGCUGGAUCGUCUGUUUGCCUGGGAGGAUGCGGAGGACGAGGCCGCCGAGGCCGCCAAGGCCGCGGCGGCGGCGAGGGCGGAAAUCCCGCCCCUCCGGCCCCGUGCGGAGCGGGCAUCCUUCGCGCCACGCAGGCUGCGCUAUCCUGACCACCGCCGUCAGGCACGCCUCGAAAGGGCGUACGCCCUUCUCAACCGCCACUACUCGGAGGAUGAAUUCUGGCCCCGUGGGUAUGUGCGGUGA